Messenger RNA from Halteromyces radiatus, 1318 nucleotides. RefSeq lists its product as uncharacterized. NCBI's taxonomy places the organism in Eukaryota, Fungi, Mucoromycota, Mucoromycetes, Mucorales, Cunninghamellaceae. Gene Ontology annotation, cellular component: cytoplasm. The transcript has 3 exons. The record is from RefSeq and is a predicted model, not a curated record. The coding region runs from base 84 to 1217 and encodes 377 amino acids.
CUUUUGUAUAGUUUGGAUUGGUUCUUCUUUUCUUUAUUCUCUUAUUCUUGUUUGUUUAAUAUACUUCUAAUAAGGCAAACAGUAUGGCACCUAGUCACAGUACCAGUAAAAGGAAAACAGUCCUACCUUUACAUAUAGACACAGCCUCUUUUCUUAACCCUCCACAGCAUGUGAACCCUUCAACAACGUUGUCGAAUCUAAUAUAUCAUCCUUUCAACACUUGGCGAAGAUAUAGUCAUAAACGACAAAUGACUCUUCUUUUCAUCUUAUUAACAAUAAGCUUAUGUUGGAACUUUAUUCAAUAUGGAAGUGGUUGGCGACGGGGUCGAACGAACUUAAGUGAUGGCGAUGCUGCAAUUUGGGUUAAUGAUCCUUUACCCUCAGCCCCUUUAACUCGUCAUCGUCAUGCUGUUGUUGUCACUGGACAUGCUAUUUAUAUUGGUCCUAGUAAAAAUGAAACAGCCUUACGUGAUGAAACAAAUUGGGUUCUAGAACCUUAUCAACAAGGUCAAGUCAAAACAUUUCUGGACCAUAUCCAAAAAGGGAUUGAUUUACUUGUAUCUGAUCCUCAGGCUUUAUUGAUUUUCUCUGGUGGACAAACAAGACCUUCAGCAGGACCAAUAUCUGAAGGGUUAUCUUAUUGGCAGGCAGCACAAACAUUGAUACUUCAACAAUUACCCAAAACACUGGAUGAUUUAAAUACACUAAGUCGAAGGAUGAUUGUAGAAGAAUAUGCUCGCGAUUCAUAUGAAAACAUACUAUACUCAUUAUGUCGCUUCUCGGAAAUGACCAGUGACUAUCCAUCAAAAUUAACUGUCAUCGGUUUUGAUUUUAAACGUCCACGAUUUGAACAAUUACAUAUCAAUGCGAUUCGAUAUCCUCGUGAGCAAUUUGAAUAUAUCGGUAUCGAUCCUGUGUCAUUUAUGGAAGGAACAGUGGCAUUAUCGAACGAAGAAGGAGACGAUCAACAAGAUCUAAAAGAAAGUGGCAAUCAACUGGCAGAUGUAGCUCGUCAAGGUGAACUCCACAAUUCUUAUAAACCAUUCCAAACGGAUCUUUAUGCUUGUCGUGGAACGUUACGCCAAAAGAAAUUGGACCGCAAUCCAUAUCGAAGGAGACCACCCUAUCGUUCCACCUGCCCUAUUUUGGCUCCACUAUUUGAUUAUUGUCCUUCCAAUAAUAUGAUAUUUAAAGGCCCUUUACCUUGGUCACCCUAGAAUUAAUGCAAUUAGACAAUUUUAUUUUAUUUUUUUCUCAUUCUCAAUCGAUCAAGAUCUAACUAUUGACAUAAUUCAUCUAUCAUAGCAUACCAUAAAAC